Nycticebus coucang (slow loris) is the source of this 2800-nucleotide messenger RNA. It is a transcript of the gene COG4, whose product is annotated as component of oligomeric golgi complex 4. The transcript is spliced from 19 exons. The record is from RefSeq and is a predicted model, not a curated record. Lineage: Eukaryota; Metazoa; Chordata; Mammalia; Primates; Lorisidae. The coding region runs from base 27 to 2384 and encodes 785 amino acids.
CCCGGAAGUGCGGAACGGGAACCAAGAUGGCGGACCUCGGUUCCCCUCAGAAGUUGUCAGGGAUGCCUCCGCCGUCUGAAGGGGUGGGAAGUGGCCGGUGCUCCGAAGUCUCCAUCGAGCUCAUUCGCUCCCUGACAGAGCUGCAGGAGCUGGAGGCUGUAUACGAACGGCUCUGCGGCGAGGAGAAAGUGGUAGAGAGAGAACUAGAUGCUCUUUUGGAACAACAAAACACCAUUGAAAGUAAGAUGGUCACUCUCCACCGAAUGGGUCCCAACCUGCAGUUGAUUGAGGGAGAUGCAAAGCAGCUAGCUGGAAUGAUCACCUUUACCUGCAACCUAGCUGAAAAUGUAUCCAGCAAAGUCCGUCAGCUUGAUCUGGCCAAGAACCGCCUUUAUCAGGCCAUUCAGAGAGCUGAUGAUAUUUUGGACCUGAAGUUCUGCAUGGAUGGAGUUCAGACUGCUUUGAGAAAUGAAGACUAUGAGCAGGCUGCAGCCCAUAUUCACCGCUACUUGUGCUUGGACAAGUCAGUCAUUGAGCUCAGCCGACAGGGCAAAGAAGGGAGCAUGAUUGACGCCAACCUAAAAUUGCUGCAGGAAGCGGAGCAGCGUCUCAAAGCCAUUGUAGCAGAGAAGUUUGCCAUUGCCACCAAAGAAGGGAAUCUGCCCCAAGUGGAGCGCUUCUUCAAGAUCUUCCCACUGCUGGGUCUGCAUGAGGAGGGCUUAAGCAAGUUCUCAGAAUACCUUUGCAAACAGGUGGCCAAUAAAGCUGAAGAGAAUCUGCUUUUGGUACUAGGGACAGACAUGAAUGAUGGAAGAGCUGCGGUCAUCUUUGCAGAUACACUCACUCUUCUUUUUGAGGGGAUUGCCCGAAUCGUGGAAACCCACCAACCAAUAGUGGAGACCUAUUAUGGGCCAGGGAAACUUUAUACCCUGAUCAAAUAUCUACAGGUGGAAUGUGACAGACAAGUGGAGAAGGUGGUAGACAAGUUCAUCAAGCAAAGGGACUACCACCAGCAGUUCCGGCAUGUCCAGAACAGCUUGAUGAGAAAUUCUACGACAGAAAAAAUCGAACCAAGGGAAUUGGACCCCAUCCUGACUGAGGUCACCCUGAUGAAUGCCCGCAGUGAACUAUAUUUACGCUUCCUCAGGAAGAGGAUCAGCUCUGAUUUUGAGGUGGGGGACUCCAUGGCCUCAGAAGAAGUAAAACAAGAGCACCAGAAGUGUCUGGACAAACUCCUCAAUAACUGCCUAUUGAGCUGCACCAUGCAGGAGCUAAUUGGCUUUUAUAUUACCAUGGAGGAGUACUUCAUGAGGGAGACUGUCAAUAAGGCUGUGGCUCUGGACACCUACGAGAAGGGCCAGCUGACAUCCAGCAUGGUGGAUGAUGUCUUCUACAUUGUUAAGAAGUGCAUUGGGCGGGCUCUGUCCAGCUCUAGUAUCGACUGUCUCUGUGCCAUGAUAAACCUCGCUACCACAGAGCUGGAGUCUGACUUCAGGGAUGUUCUGUGCAACAAGCUGCGGAUGGGCUUCCCAGCCACCACUUUCCAGGACAUCCAGCGCGGGGUGACAAGUGCAGUGAAUAUCAUGCACAGCAGCCUCCAGCAGGGCAAAUUUGACACAAAAGGCAUCGAGAGCACCGACGAGGCCAAGCAGUCCUUCCUGGUAACUCUGAACAACGUGGAAGUCUGCAGUGAAAACAUCUCCACUCUGAAGAAGACACUGGAGAGUGACUGCACCAAGCUGUUCAGCCAGGGCAUUGGAGGGGAGCAGGCUCAGGCCAAGUUUGAGAGCUGCCUUUCUGACUUGGCUGCUGUUUCCAACAAAUUCCAAGACCUUUUGCAGGAAGGGCUGGCAGAGCUCAACAGCACAGCAGUCAAGCCACAGGUGCAGCCUUGGAUCAACACCUUUCUCUCCGUUUCCCACAACAUUGAGGAGGAAGAAUUCAACGACUAUGAAGCCAAUGACCCUUGGGUACAGCAGUUCAUCCUUAACCUGGAGCAGCAAAUGGCAGAGUUCAAGGCCAGCCUGUCCCCAGUCAUCUAUGACAGCCUGACUGGGCUUAUGACCAACCUUGUUGCCGUCGAGUUGGAGAGAGUAGUGCUGAAAUCCACCUUCAACCGGUUGGGCGGUCUGCAGUUUGACAAGGAGCUGAGGUCACUUAUUGCCUACCUUACCACGGUGACCACCUGGACCAUCCGAGACAAGUUUGCUCGGCUCUCCCAGAUGGCCACAAUCCUCAAUCUGGAACGGGUCACCGAGAUCCUAGAUUACUGGGGUGCCAACUCUGGCCCAUUGACAUGGCGCCUUACCCCUGCUGAAGUGCGCCAGGUACUAGCUCUGCGCAUAGACUUCCGCAGUGAGGACAUCAAGAGGCUGCGCCUGUAGCACCCAGGGUGAGCCCACCUGGCCCAUCACACUUCCAGGUUAUUCCCUAAGUGGCCAUAGCCAAGUUGCUGAGCAAGACUAUCUGGUUUGAGGGAGAUCUGACCCCCAGACUGUUCAUGGCUGGCAGCAAGGAAACAAGGCCUAGACUCACUCCUGCUCUGCCCUCAGACCUAGCUAGGUGAUGCUUUGGGGAUAGCCUUUCCCCACCAAGAGAGGUGGACAACUCAUUAGGUGGGAAAUUUUAGGCAGGCAGCAUGCAUCCCAGGCCUGCCUUUUGUAUAGCCCUCAAACACUACAAGAUGCUGCCCCUGCCAGGCUUAGAAGACUUGGGUACAUCUGGGGACCUGGGAAUUACGUUUGACUUUGAGGAAAGACUGUGAUGUUUAUGAUCCCUGAAUAAAGACAUUCCGUGGAGA